CAGCUGAACACAAAACCUUAUAUCCGGUUUAAUAGCGAGAAAAAUCUUUGUUUACUGUAUGGUGAAAAGUAUCACGUGGGAAUAUUGUAUAUUUAAUGUAUGAAAGAAUUAAAUGAUACAUUUUUUUUUUUAUUUUUUGAUAAUAUGGACAUGUUUGAAUUAAGUAUUUGGAAAGGUGAUUGGGGUUUACCAUCAGUUGACACGGAAUGUUUACAGGUUCUGGUUUAUGCCAAAUUCAAUGGUAUACCUUUGAAAAUUAAUUCAGCUGGUAAUCCAUUUACAACACCCAAUGGCAGCUUACCUGUAUUAAAGACUAGAAAUGGUACAUUCAAUGCAGUCAAAGAUAUAAUAGAAUUUUUUAGAAAAGAACGUUAUAAUACAGAAUACGAAUUAAGUCGAAAACAAUGUGCAAAGGUUAUGGCUUAUGGUACAAUGUUAAAAGAAAAAUUAUUUCCGGCAUUACAGUUUAUUUGGUGGAUAGAUGAAAAAAAUGUAAAUGAAUUAAUAAGACCAUGGUAUUGUAAAGCAUUGCCUUUUCCAUUUAAUUUUUAUUAUCCAGGAAAAUUCGAACGACAAGCCCAUACUAUGUUUGUAACUUUAUAUCCACUAGAAGAUAAUAUAACUGCUAUAGAAAAUAAGGUCUAUUCUGAAGCACAAAAAUGUUUAACACUAUUAUCUACAAGUCUUGGAGAUUCACAAUAUUUUUUGGGUCAAAAACCUACAAUAUUAGAUGCUAUUGUAUAUUCUUAUUUGGCUCCUUUGCUCAAAGCUCCUUUACCAAAUCCAGCACUUCAAAAUCAUUUAAAAGCAUGUACAAAUUUAGUAACAUUCAUUUCACGCAUAUCAGAAAAAUAUUUUGCAAAUGAAUGUUGUGAAUAUAAAGCCAAAGAAAAUGCUCAAAAUAUAAGAAAAUAUUCACAAAAUGAGUUUCCUAAUAAAAGACGUAACCAACUUUUUGCUGGUUUAUUUACUACUUUGGUAAUGGCAACUUACAUGUUUUCAACUGGAAUAUUAGAGAAAUGGAAACUAGUAAGAAUUCCUCUAAGACAUAGGAGAUAAAAAAUCAAGACUUUUUUAUUCAACUAUGGAUUUAUGUUUGAGAUAAGAAGAAAUUACAAGUAUGUAAAAUAAUACUUUAAUUUUUUUAUUUAAUCUCAUUAUAUUUAUACAACUAGAUGUAGAAAAAUCAGAAACAUUCUCUCCAACAGAAUAUUUUAUAUUUAUAUCUUAUAUAAUGAUUAAUAUAUAAAGAUUAAAAUUAUAAAUAUUUGUUAAAGGUAACAGUAAAGGAUAGUCAAAUUCCAGAUGUAUUUACAGAAGUUAUAUCUAUCAAUGAUAAAUAAAAUAAAAAAUUACAAAAAUAAAAAU
Messenger RNA from Apis florea (little honeybee), 1368 nucleotides. RefSeq names its product metaxin-1. Gene Ontology annotation, biological process: mitochondrion organization. Gene Ontology annotation, cellular component: SAM complex; cytoplasm. The record is from RefSeq and is a predicted model, not a curated record. NCBI's taxonomy places the organism in Eukaryota, Metazoa, Arthropoda, Insecta, Hymenoptera, Apidae.